AUGGGGGCAUCUGCUGCCAUGGGGGCAUCUGCUGCCAUGGGGGCAUCUGCUGCCAUGGGGCCAUCUGCUGCCAUGGGGCCAUCUGCUGCCAUGGGGCCAUCUGCUGCCAUGGGGCCAUCUGCUGCCAUGGGGCCAUCUGCUGCCAUGGCAUCCUCUGCUGGCCCUGUAACGCCUCGUGCAGUUACCACCGGAUCCUCCUUCGCACUUCCCCAUCCUGCUUCUGUUCCUCCCUCACUUCCACCCCUGCCACCUGCUGCGUUACCACUGGUUACCAUGCCACUGGUGACCAAGCCACUGGUUACCAUACCGCUAGUUACCACCUCCUCUCAGCAUCAGUCCCCUCCUGCCCCACCUCCGGGCGUGGGUGGGGUGUUGGAGCGAUUGGGGAAGGGAGAGCAGCAGCAGGGGGAGAGCAGUAAAGAAGAAGCAUGUGUGGUGCCACUGAAUUUUGCCCGAGGAGCAGUGGGAGGAGGAGAGGGGACUGUGCAAGAGCUCGCAGCUUUGGAUUGGCUGCCUGGCGGCUCGCACCUCCUUGGCUUAUCUUUUCCUUCUUUGACCCUGCCUGCUGUUACGAUUCCUGAUGUGAAUAUGCGUGAUGUGACUAUUCCGGAUGUGACUCUGCCGGAUGUAACUGUGCCUGCUGCCACCCGGCCUGACUCUUCUCCUGUCAUGCCGUACCUCCCUUCGGGACCUCUUGCUUCUGCUAUUGCUUCUGCUCUUGCUGCGGUUACGCCUUCUGCAUUUAUGCCUUCCCUGGUUAAGCCUCCUCUGAAUACGCCUUCACGGGUGAAGCCUCCAGUCAUUGCUGGGCCUGCCAUUUCAACUCCUGCAGCCACUGCUCCUUUGGUCACUCCGCAGUACGGCUUUUCAGCUGGUGAUGGUGUUGCAUCCCAUGGUCGUUCAGGUGCUGCCAUUCCACCUCCUGAAGUCCAUGCCCGGUCGAUUCCACCUGCCUCCAUCCCACCAUGCCAGCACUCCCUUCAACUGCCUUUCUUGUUCUCUGAGCCCAACUUGGCGCAGCAGCAGCAGGAGGCUGGUGCUCUGCAGCAGCUGAGUUCUCAAUCUCGACGUGCCUUGAGCCAGCAGCAGGAGGCUGGUGCUCUGCAAGGGCAAUCUUUGCAAGGGGAGGGUGCAGGAGGGAGUGAGGAGGACGAGCUGGCACAGCUGGAACAGCUCCGCCAGUUGCUGCUCUUACAGGAGCAGCUUAUAAGGGAGAAACCAGGGGGAGAAGGGCUUCAGCUGAGGAGGCAGAGGUUGAAGGGGAUGAAAGGUGCGGAGUGGUGUGGUGAUUUGAGCCAGCAGGUGGAGAGAGAGGUGGGAGUAGUAGCAGAGAGUGAGAGGCAGUGCCGUUCAGAGGAAUAG
This is a messenger RNA of Closterium sp. Naga37s-1, 1362 nucleotides long. Lineage: Eukaryota; Viridiplantae; Streptophyta; Zygnematophyceae; Desmidiales; Closteriaceae. The record is from the annotation of a GenBank genome assembly.